CCAUCUACCCAGACAGAAGGAGGCAGCAGGGCCUGCAAGGCAUAGGCUGGCCCAACCCAGACUCCUCCAGCCACCCCUGGUCAGGAGUCAGAGAAGGAUGCUACAGCUGAGCCUGUCCUGGCUGGGCCUGGGGCCUGCAACAGCUUCCCUGUGGCUGUUCCUACCCCUGGCUGGGGCCUCCUGCCUCCUGGCUUACAUCCUGAGCCAGGCUCACGCUGUCUAUGAGAUCUCCCAUCGCCUUCGCUGUUUCCCUCAGCCCCCCAAACGAAACUGGCUCUUGGGUCACCUGGGCCUGAUCCAGAGCUCGGAGGAAGGGCUCCUGUACGUCCAGAGCCUGGUGCGGACCUUCAGGGAUGUGUGCUGCUGGUGGGUGGGGCCAUGGCAACCCGUCAUCUGCAUAUUCCACCCUGCCUUCAUCAAGCCUGUGCUCUUGGCUCCAGCUUCAGUUGCUCCCAAGGACACAGUCUUCUACAGUUUUCUGAAGCCCUGGCUGGGAGAUAGCCUCUUAAUGAGUGCUGGUGACAAGUGGAGCCGCCACCGGCGCAUGCUGACGCCCGCCUUCCAUUUCAACAUCCUGAAGCCAUAUGUGAAGAUUUUCAACGCCAGCACCAACAUCAUGCAUGCCAAGUGGCAGCGCCUAGCCUCCAAGGGAAGUGCCCGCCUGGACAUGUUUGAACACAUCAGCCUCAUGACGCUGGACAGUCUGCAGAAGUGUGUCUUCAGCUUCAACAGCAACUGUCAGGAGAAGCCUAGUGAGUACAUUGCUGCCAUCUUGGAACUUAGUUCUUUGGUGGCCAGAAGGCACCAGAAGCUGCAUCUGCAUGUGGGCCUGUUCUAUCACCUCACCCGGGACGGGAUGCGCUUCCAGAAGGCCUGCCGCCUAGUGCAUGACUUCACUGAUGCCAUCAUCCAGGAGCGGCGCAGCACCCUCCCUGAUCAGGUUGAUGAUGAUGUCUUCAAGGCCAAGGCCAAGGCCAAGACUUUGGACUUCAUUGAUGUGCUGCUGCUGAGCAAGGACGAACAUGGAAAGGCACUGUCUGAUGAGGACAUCAGAGCUGAGGCUGACACCUUCAUGUUUGGAGGCCAUGACACCACGGCCAGUGGGCUCUCCUGGAUCCUGUACAACCUGGCAAGACACCCGGAAUACCAGGAUCGCUGCCGGCAGGAGGUGCAGGAUCUCCUGAGGGACCGUGAGCCUGAGGAGAUUGAAUGGGACGACCUGGCGCAGCUGCCCUUCCUCACCAUGUGCAUCAAGGAGAGUCUGCGGCUGCAUCCCCCUGUCAUGGCUAUCUCCCGUUGCUGCGCUCAGGACAUUGUGCUCCCAGACGGCCGGGUCAUCCCCAAAGGUGUCAUCUGCAGAAUAAGUAUUUUCGGGACACAUCACAAUCCCGCUGUGUGGCCUGACCCGGAGGUGCUGUCCCUUAAUUCUCCUAUGUUAUGCGCUGGGGUUCUAGAGGUCUAUAACCCGUUCCGAUUUGACGCAGACAACGCCAAGGGCAGGCCAUCCCUGGCUUUUAUUCCCUUCUCGGCAGGGCCCAGGAACUGCAUCGGGCAAACUUUCGCCAUGAGCGAGAUGAAGGUGGCGCUGGCGCUGACGCUGCUGCGCUUCCGCCUCCUGCCGGACAGCGAGGAGCCGCGCAGGCAGCCGGAGCUGAUCCUGAGAGCAGAGGGCGGGCUGUGGCUGCGGGUGGAGCCGCUGAGCACGCAGUGACCCCACACCUGGCCUGGGACCCCACCCCCCACGCCCCUGCACAUUCCCAACAAUAAAAAUCUUGGUCACUCGUG
Molecule: messenger RNA, 1785 nt
Organism: Peromyscus californicus insignis
Lineage: Eukaryota; Metazoa; Chordata; Mammalia; Rodentia; Cricetidae
Product: cytochrome P450 4F3
Exons: 13
Coding region: 98-1711 (537 amino acids)
Molecular function (GO): monooxygenase activity; iron ion binding; oxidoreductase activity, acting on paired donors, with incorporation or reduction of molecular oxygen
Source: RefSeq, a predicted model, not a curated record